Molecule: messenger RNA, 3300 nt
Organism: Cinara cedri
Lineage: Eukaryota; Metazoa; Arthropoda; Insecta; Hemiptera; Aphididae
Source: the annotation of a GenBank genome assembly
AUGGAAAAUGCUAGCAGCGAAAACGGUACUUCUCAUAAGGAUAAGAACAAUAAAGAAACCUAUAACCAGGAUGAAGAGAAUAAAACGUUUGAAUGUAACAUAUGCUUGGAUAAUGUCAAGGAUGCAGUUGUCAGCAUAUGUGGUCAUUUAUUUUGGUUAGUCGAACUGCAACAUUUUAAUAAUUAUAGUUACAAUGUUGGGUUUAACUAUAUAUUAAAUACUAAAUAUUUAGUAUUAUAGGUACCAUCUGUAAUAAAAUUAUUCUAUUGGUAUAUAGAUUUCCUUUUUCGACACAUGGAUUUUGCAAUCGUUGUUGUCUACGGUUUAAUUCAUUUUUCCUUUGAUUUAUGGCUAAAAUAUCUCCAGUAUCACAAUAUAAUUGUUUUCCAAUUUCUACUAGUUCUUGGACUGGAAUAUUUAUAUUUUCAAAGUAUUGUUUUGCUGCUGCCUUAAUAAUCAGUGUACCAUCAUUUGACGGUCUUCCAAAAUAAAAAUCAUAUAUAUGCAUACAUUGAAACCUCCUUUAUCUUUAAAUAACAGACACCUUCAAAUAGCAGAUGUUUUUUUGUGAGCUGAGACAUUUUCAAUAUUCAUGUAUUGGAAUACUUCUAAAUAAAGGACACAAUAAAUAACUGACACUUUUUAACAUUGAUAUUUAUAAUUUUUAUAGUAAAUUAAGAAUGACUGUAGAAUAGCUAAAUANAUUUAAGGCAUUCCUAGUGAAUAUAAUAAUAUAAAUAAUAAACUCUUUUAUUAAAAAUAGAAAAUAGAUUUAAAAAAUUAUUCUGUUUUAAAAUUAAAACCAUUAUAAUAAAGGAACUUGAUUUAAUAUGAAUUAAUAGGUUUAGUUAUUACUUAAAACAAUAAGUAAUGGUUACAAUACCACAAUUUUUUUUUUUUAAUUUAUACUUAACUAAAAAAAUAUUUUAUUUUAUAUUCUAAUUCUGGGAUAGAUAAACAUGAGCAUGGCUGUCUUUAGAUAAUAUAUAGAAUGAUAUUCUCUACUUUCCUCGAACUAUGUUCACAAUAAAUAGCUUAUACUUCGGAGACAGAAACAAAAAAUAAACCUAAUAUAUACACUGUAAAACCAAUACAUUCCUCUCUGCAUUUAGCACAUAGAAUGGAAUAUUUAAAUUUUUAGAGAAAUCAAAAUAAAAUAUCAAAAAGUAGGAAAUUCAAUGUCAAGUAGACUUAACAAUGAAUUCAAAUCUACUUUGGAAAUUCUUGCCGCUUCACUAGAUCAAUUGAUAUAUUGAAAAUAGAACACAUCUAAAUUAUUCCUGCAUUGCAUAUGUGUAAGACAAAGACAGAAAUUCAUUGAUUCCAGUCAUCUUAGAUUGAUCUCAAGCUGAUAUUAAAUAUUUCUUAUUCUUGAAUAUUUUUUUUAUAUUUAAUUUAAUUGUUUUUUGCUGUUUUAGGUGAAAAGCUAAAUACUUUAUAAAAGAUAUUCAAUUGAUCACACUAUAAUCCCUAUAAUUUAUUAUAAAACUAUUUAACAAUAUCUUUCAAAUUUCAGCUGGCCAUGUUUACAUCAAUGGUUGGAAACAGAACCAAGGCGUCAAGAAUGUCCAGUGUGUAAAGCUCACAUAAGUAAAGAAAACGUUAUACCAAUUUAUGGGUGUGGAAAUACCAAACGAGAAGAUCUACAGUAAUUUAAAUUUUUUCUAACAACAUAUUAGUGAUAUUAUAUAUGAUAUGAAAACCUAAUUUAAAAUAUAUGUUAUUUUACAAAAAUCCAAAAUUGGCAGUAGUUUCACCAUCAAAAUUAAGGAUGACAAAAAUAAUGACAACUUUUAUAAUUUUAAAACUUUUUGUAUCUUAAAUUUCCAAAAGAUACAAUUUUGACCAAAGUUAAUAUCUUCAGGAAAUAUGCAAGAUAGUAAAAUCAUUAUUUUAUGAUAGACUAAAAGAAAAACAUAGUGGAUUUUCUGUAAAAUUUUAUAUAGUUAUUAUGUGAUUGUUAAUAAAGGCAAAAGUCGUUCUUUUCUUGAAGUCUAACAUAAUAAAACGUUGUUAUUAAAAUUUUUAUUUUGUAAUAAUUAAUUUUAAUUUUUACUCUAGGUACUCUUUAUUUUCAAAUUUCUACUCAUAAUCUAAUCAAAUUUAAUGAAAUAUUUCUUAUUUCAACUUGAAUACCUCGUAUUGCAUUGUAUUAUGUAAUACCGUGUUAUGUACCAUUUCACACCAUUUGAUUUUUUAAACACCUAUUUAAAAUAGGGGUGUAUAUAAAAAUUAUAAAAAUAUAAAAAUUAGGUUUAUAAUUUAUAAAUAAAUAAUAAUACAAUUCAAAGCUAUCUUUUAACUUAUUAGUUAUUUUUUAUCAGUCAACACUUAGAGUAUAAUGUGGUACAUAUUUCUUUUAACAAUGUAUUGCAAAGCUUUUAUCUUCUUUGUGUAAGAAAUGAUAAAAAUGUAUAUUGGGAUAAAUUAAUCUUCCUUUCAAAUUUAAAUUAAGUAAUUCAGCUUCAAAUAAGUCAAUAAACUUAUCAGAGUUAACAUUUGACAUUAUUUAGAUGUUUACCAAUGAAUAUGUAUCACACAAAUACAAUUCUUUACCCUAUUAUAUAUUAACAUGUUGAUGGACAUUAAAUUUUAUUUUAUUGCACCGUAUAAAAUAUUCCACUUUCAAUAAUGCUAUAUAUUUAAUAUAUAUUUUUAAUGUUGUCUUUGUUUAUAAUAAUUGAAGAAUGAAAUCUCAAUGCUUCAUAAGGUUUUUUUUUUUUCUAGAAACAAAGAACCAUCAAAGUCAACUGGCCAUGGAACUGAACUUGAAACACACAUAGUAAACUAUAAAUAUUUUAAAUUUAUUUGUUAUUCAAUUUAUUUUAUUUUUACUUUUUUUAGAAUAUGUCUGAGAUUCAUUUGGUGGCAGGAAAUGAAAUAUUUCCUCUUGGCCUCCUAACAUCACUUCCACCUACAAGUAAGUGUAAUAACAAUAAUACAGUGAACUCUAUGUUCAUUAGUGAUUUCAUAGAAAUCUGGAUAUUUCAAAAAUCCGAAAAUUUGAUAUUUGGUACUUUAAGAAGAUCAUAUAUUUUUUGCAAUCCGUUUUCAUAAUUGUUGAGAAAAAUUUAGGAACAAACGUCAAAUAUUUAACACAUAACAAUUUCAUGACUUUACAUUAUCAUAACUAAUGUUAAACAAUUGUAGAAACCUAUAGUUUUCUCUAAAUACUUAUAUUGGCCUUUUGUAGAUGUGGUAAAAUUUUCAAAACAUUCUAGUUAUUUUUAUGCUGUUUCCAGUUAUUUGAUAUUUUUGUGAUUUUAUAUGUAUUUUUGUUUUAUAGGUAUUUGUGAUUAA